CGACUCGUCGCCAUUCCCGGAGCACCUCGGCCUCGGCCUAGAGGCGAGUGUCGGUCGCUGUGUCGGAGACACCUGUCCCCGACACCAAGACAGCCAGCCCUCUCCGCUGCCCCGCGGCGGGAGAGCGUGUCCGGCCGGCCGGCGGGGCUCGCGCACCCUCCCUCGCCUCCCCUUCCCCCGCAGCCUCCGCCCCGCCAGGCCCGGCCCGGACCUCCGAGCCCCGGCCUCCUCCUCCUUUUUCUCUGUCACCACCGCCGCCGCCGGGCUCCACAGCCCCACCCGCCGCUUCUCUUUACAGUUUGAGAAGCUGAAGAAGGAAACAGGGAAAAAUGUCGCCAUGAAGGCCGAGAACCGCUGCCGCCGCCGACCCCCGCCGGCCCCGAACGCCAUGAGCCUGGGUCCCCGCCGCGCCCGCUCCGCUCCGACCGCCGCCGCCGCCGAGGCCCCCGUUGAUGCCGCAGAGCUCCCCCAGCGCCGCCGCCACCGCUUCCGACAUGGACAAGAACAGCGGCUCCAGCAGCUCCUCCGCCUCUUCGGGCAGCAGCAAAGGGCAACAGCCGCCCCGCUCCGCGUCGGCGGGGCCGGCCGGCGAGUCUAAACCCAAGAGCGAUGGAAAGAACUCAAGUGGAUCCAAGCGUUUUAAUCGCAAACGUGAACCUUCCUAUCCCAAAAAUGAAAAUUUUAGCAACCAGGCCCGUCGCUCCAAUUCACAGAAAAGCAAAACUUUUAACAAGAUGCCUCCACAGAGGGGUGGUGGCAGCAGCAAAGUCUUUAGCUCUUCUUUUAAUGGUGGAAGACGAGAUGAGGUAGCAGAGGCUCAAAGGGCAGAGUUUAGCCCUGCCCAGUUCUCUGGUCCGAAGAAGAUCAAUCUGAACCACUUGUUGAAUUUCACUUUUGAACCCCGUGGCCAGGCGGGUCACUUUGAAAGCAGUGGACAUGGCAGCUGGGGAAAAAGGAACAAGUGGGGGCAUAAGCCUUUUAACAAGGAACUCUUUUUACAGGCCAACUGCCAAUUUGUAGUGUCUGAAGACCAGGACUACACAGUUCAUUUUGCUGAUCCUGAUAUCUUAGUCAACUGGGACUUUGUGGAACAAGUGCGCAUUUGUAGCCAUGAAGUGCCAUCUUGCCCAAUAUGCCUAUAUCCACCUACUGCAGCCAAGAUAACCCGUUGUGGACACAUCUUCUGCUGGGCAUGCAUUCUGCACUACCUUUCACUGAGUGAGAAGACCUGGAGUAAAUGUCCCAUCUGUUACAGUUCUGUGCAUAAGAAGGAUCUCAAGAGUGUUGUUGCCACAGAGUCACGGCAGUAUGUUGUUGGUGAUACCAUUACGAUGCAGCUGAUGAAGAGGGAGAAAGGGGUCUUGUUGGCUUUGCCCAAAUCCAAAUGGAUGAAUGUAGACCAUCCUAUUCAUCUAGGAGAUGAGCAGCACAGCCAGUACUCCAAGUUGCUGCUGGCCUCUAAGGAGCAGGUGCUGCGCCGGGUAGUUCGGGAAGAGAAAGUAGCUCUGGAGCAGCAACUGGCAGAGGAGAAGCACACUCCCGAGUCCUGCUUUAUUGAGGCAGCUAUUCAGGAGCUCAAGACUCGGGAAGAGGCUCUGUCAGGAUUGACUGAAAGCGGAAGGGAGGUCCCUGGUGUUGUGCCGGCCCUGGAACAACUGGUGCUGAUGGCUCCCUUGGCGAAGGAGUCCGCUUUUCAACCCAGGAAGGGUGUGCUAGAGUAUCUGUCUGCUUUUGAUGAAGAGACCACCGAAGUUUGUUCUCUGGGCUCCCCUCGUCCUCUUGCUCUCCCUCUGGUGGAGGAAGAGGAAGCAGUGUCUGACCCAGAGCCCGAGGCCUGUGAUGACUCAGAGUUAGCAGAUGACAGUCUCGGAGAGGGGACCAUUUGUCCUGAGUCCAGCCAGCAGGAACCCAUCACCAAGCCAGGCUUCACACACCUGAGCAGCUCUCCUUGUUACUACUUUUACCAAGCGGAGGACGGGCAGCACAUGUUCCUGCACCCUGUGAAUGUGCGCUGCCUUGUGAGGGAGUACGGCAGCCUGGAGCAGAGCCCGGAGAAGAUCUCGGCGGUAGUGGUGGAGAUUGCCGGCUACUCCAUGUCCGAGGACGUUCGACAGCGCCAUAGAUACCUCUCUCACCUGCCGCUCACCUGUGAGUUCAGCAUCUGUGAGCUGGCUCUGCAGCCUCCUGUGGUCUCUAAGGAAACCCUAGAGAUAUUCUCAGAUGACAUUGAGAAGAGGAAGCGUCAGCGCCAGAAGAAGGCUCGGGAGGAGCGCCGCCGGGAGUGCAGGAUUGAGAUGGAGGAGAACAAGAAACAGGGCAAGUACCCAGAAGUCCACAUUCCCCUAGAGAAUCUACAGCAGUUUCCUGCCUUCAAUUCCUAUACCUGCACUUCCGGUUCUGCUUUGGGUCCCACCAGCACCGAGGGCCAUGGUGCCCUCUCCCUUUCUCCUCUUAGCAGAAGUCCAGGUUCCCAAGCAGACUUUCUGCUGACCCCUCUGUCACCCACUGCCAGUCAGGGCAGUCCUUCAUUCUGCGUUGGGAGUCUGGAAGAAGACUCUCCCUUCCCUUCCUUUGCCCAGAUGCUGAGGGUUGGAAAAGCAAAAGCAGAUGUGUGGCCCAAAACUGCUCCCAAAAAAGAUGAAAACAGGGGGGGAUUAAACAAAAAAAGAAAGAAAAGUAGAUACUUCCUUACUUGGAAGCCUUUCUGGUUUCAGCCUAAUGAUGCUUCCACCUUAAGUGUUUGCGCUUUGUCAUUGCUUGUCUCCCUGACAUGUGCCAGUUAGAGGACUGUCUGGUAUCCAAGACGAAUAGUUUAUGUCAGGUCCUCAAGUUGCCUCUGACUUGUUACCACAACAAAUCAUUUUAAUUUCAGUGCCUGUUGGGGACUUGAUUUCCUCUCAUUUCCCCCCCUUAAUCUGGCUCAUUUGAAAUCCCUUCUCUCUCUCCCAGUCAUCCUGCUAAGUUAUUGCCAAGAAGGGAAGGAGACAUGGGGAUUUGGGGUUCCCUUUGCUUGAAUGUCUUAUUCUCUACCACCUCACCUUGUUGGUACUUCCCUCCCUGGAUCUCUGAGCCAGCAGCCAGGAGGACCUGACCCAGCAGUUCUUUUACUGGCCCCUCUGUAGGGUCUUGCUGCCGGGGGACAGGGAUGCUUUCCAGCCUGCAGCAACACAACACUUGACCUUAAAAGUCUCUUCUGGUCUUUGGAUUAGAAAAGGCUUAUGUUAGCAUAACUUAAGAGCCACCUCAGAGACUUGAGCCCUACUAAGUGACUGACCACUGUUUAGAGUGUCUGUCUAGUGUCUGAUGUUAGUUUUUCCCAUCUUGUGUCUGUGGCACAAGUCAACCAGUUUUGGUUUAUGCCCAGGGCUGCCCCACAGAGCUAGACUGAUGGUAUCUGGCCCGGGGGUGCCUCUCACUGAUCUUAAUAGUAUGCCCCUCUGCCCUUUCAUCUCCCUAUCCAAGUUACAGUUGAGUUCUUGGUGUGACGGGGCUGAAAGAUUUCCAGUCAGCCAUAGUCCUGGCAGCUCUGAAGCCAACCUUAGCAUCUAAGUGUCUGUCUUAAAUUCCCUGGAAAAACUUCUGCAGGAAAUGAAGCUUCCCUGUUCUCUUCCUUUCUGGUCACUGUUAUCCUUUUCCCAGUUAGGGCAGCAAUGAGGGAGGACCCAGCCAAGCUACAAGGAAUUUUGUGGAUGGAAGGCAGCAGGAUUAGCUUCUGCUUGGGCUGGAGCACCAUAGAAUCUCAGACAAAGCUCAUCAUUUUAGAAUGUGUUUAAUUUUGUCUUUUUUUUUUUUAAUGUUUUUAAAGAGCUCCAUAUAUUUGAACUGUUUGUUAUGUGACAAAGUAAGUAGCCUUUGGGCUCAUGUCCUGGGUUUUGACUCUUGAUGAGUUACUCUGGGCCAGCAUUUAGUCCUUUGAGAGUUGGAGCCCUUUAUUUUAGCUGUGACUUAGGCCUCAGUAGUAGGGUAUUGAGUCAGGCAUCUGGAUGGCUGUGGCCUGAGGCCGCAGUAAGAGGAACACUUCUGGAGUGCUUCACAAAGCUCCCUGCUUUAAAGGAUGGCAUCCUAUGGCCUUGAUCCUGGGGACCCCCUGCCUGGGGCAGUGGACAUCCUAUUGACUGAGCUUCUGACAGUGGCUUCGGUUCGUCUUCCAUCAGAAGUCCCCACAGCUGUAGUCCACUGCCAGCGAAGGAGACGAGAUGAGGAAGGAGGAUGUGCUGCCUCCAUUUUGCCUUGUUUGUUAGUUUGCCUGGGUCUCUGAGGAAGGAGGGGUCCCGCCUCCUCACCUCAACCCAUCCCUUCAGUGACUCAGAGUCUCAGAAGGAAACCCUGGCUCCUGGGGCCAUUUCCUAAUGGUACUGUAAGCCAAGCAGCUUUGCUUCCAAGCCCACUCCUGUUUCCAAGCCCACUUCUUUCCCCUGAGCUCAGGGAUAGGGAUGGGCAUUUUCCUCUGCUUGUGUCCGAAAGGAAGGAAUAUCUUUCUAUGGCUCACAAAAACUAAAGGAGAAGUGAGGAAACAGGAAGAAGUAUGGUGGGGGCCUGGGUAGAGUCCCCUGGAGCCAAGCCCACCCAGCUAACAGAGCUGCCCAGGGCCAGUCACAGCUGGCCCAGGAUGCUGAACUUGAAAGCUUGUUUUUUGUUUUGUUUUUUUUUUUGUUUUUGGCUCCUCCAAGAUGAUAUAGGUACAUGAAGUUUAGGUUAAAGGGGUGGGGUGGGGCACUCUGUAUUUUUAUUUUUGUAUUGUGUGUGUCACGAAUUACUCUGUUCAUCGUUUGCUUUUUGCACUGUGUGUUCCCCUGCCUAUAUUUUGAGCUAGUGCGAGGACCAGGCAGCCACGCUGCUGGGAGACUGGGGUUGGGGAGGUGAUGAGGGAUGCCACUGAGGCCUGGGGAAAGGGAUAUCUGGGCACUUCUACUGGAUCCAUGCUCCCCUAGGUUUUUAGAUUUCCCUGACCCCAGCUGGCCAAAGCCAAGAACAGAUGGCCAAGAUGAAACUCCUUUUUUGGUUCAGUUUCUGGGUAGACCACACAAAGACGUCUGCUGGGGAUGGGCUGAGAAUCUGCAGCCUAGCUCUGAUUUGGGUCAGGGGCCAGGUGGCCGUUGUGGGUUUUACUCACGCUGACUGAAAUGUUGUGCCAGGAAAUAAUCUGUGGGACCCAUGUCCCCUAAACCAGGUCCAUUUUCCCAUAAAGUCUCCGCUAUGGAGGAGAAGCUGCUCAGUGGAUAUCUUGAAUUCUGGUGACUUGAAAGAUGGUUCUCUUCACAUGUCAGUGGGGUCAGACUCCCGGGGGGGGUCAUAGGGCCUACAGGGCCACCGGCUGGUUUGAGAGUGUGACCUUGUUCUCUUUUUCCCACUGUUUGCCUAAGAGAUACUGGCCUGAAAUUGGGGGAUCACAUUAGAGGUCAAUUAGACUUUGAAGAGAUGAGGUGAAGUUUAGGUUUACCUCCCCCCCUUUCUGUGCCUGGAAACUGUUUAAUCCAGUUUCAGAAUUGUGUUUUGACUUCUUUAUCUUUUUGGAGAAGCUUCUGUUUUAAGGAAUUUCUCUUCCUUUUUAUCCUGCCUCUACUUUCUCCUGAGAAGGCCUGGCCAUGGCUUCUAGAAUCUCAUUUGAACUUCAGAAAACAGCAGGAGGUAUACUCCUUUCUCUAGAAAUUGGCUCACCUUGGGAAGCCUAGGGAAAGAGUCCACAGGUUCUCUACCCUCCCUGGAGAUUGGGGCAGGACCCACCCCCGGUCAGCACAGUGCCUUUUCCUCUCCUGCUCUGAGCCAGGGUGGGCAUUCCCUCUAGAUUCAGGUCUGGGCAGGGGUCUUUCAGUCCCUGCCAUGGGGCUGCUUCCCCAUCCCUCUCUCCCCUUCCCCUUUGCUGGCCGGCUCUCACCUAAUUCAAGUGUCUUCUUGCCUCAAGGAGCCUUAAUGGCAUCAAGUGGCAACAUGUCAUAUUGUCCUCCAUGCCUCUCCAAAGGGCCUAGGAGAGCAGGUGAGCUUUCCAAACUGAGAGACUAACAGAUGCUCCUGUUCAAAAAGGAAGGAGGAGGAGAUGCUUUGGGCCUCCUUUUGCUGUGGCCCUGGGGAAGGAGCCUGGGGUAAGGCUAAGUGAUAGUGCAGAAGCAGAACCAGAAACACCUGGGAUGUGUUCAGAAAUUUUAGAAGUCUGCUUCUCUUCUAUGGAAAGAUCUAAUUAGGGUUCAAAGAGCUCUAAGAAAAUUGCAAAGAAGCCUUAAUGUUCAAGCUUCAGAGAGAUCAGAGUAGUUUCUCCCUAUCCAUCCGAGCUCGGACUCUUUCUGUAUUUAGACCUCUCCUGGGGCAAGAGGGCUAGGUUUCCUCAUUUUAUUAUGAGACCAGAUUGGCAUCAGUGGGUCAGCUGCCCAGCUAGGGCGGGUUUCUUUGUACAAGGGUGGCUUGCUGCCGAUCUAGUUUGUCCUUCUCCAGCUGCCUUUUGGCUAGCCUGCCUUUGGUUGCCAAAUCAUUCUGAUAAGAGCAGGUGAUUUGGGGACUGGCUGGGUUGGCAGGAAAAGAGCAGGAUGGAUCUCUUGGGACGGUCCCCUUCCACCCCCCCACCCCCCCCAGGAGUAUAAAAACAAGGAGCCAGGAUUGUGCUGGCAGCCAGGGAAACAGUAGUCCUGUUAGAGUUGGCAGGGAGGGCCCUGGCACCUCUCACAUCCAGGCAGGCUUGUGAGAUGGGGGCACAUAGCACCAGGAGAAGCAGAACUUCAUUCUCACCUCUAUUUUGAGCUUCAGUGCUUUAUUUCAGUAUGAGGGAAAACAACAACAAACUGAAGUGUGCUUUCCGUCCUUUCAAAGGACAACUGUCGGGAAAGGAGAGCUGAGUUGCCAGGUGGGAGGGGAGAAUUGGCAGGGAGAUCUUCACGGCAAACCAGGAAUGAGGCGUUCUUGACUCUUCUCUUCCCUGGUGUGUCAUGAUCCAGGGAAUGAAAAGAAAUUUGACCCUGGAUUAGUCCCCUCCUUGGAUUUUCCUUCCACCAUGUUCUCACACGCUAGGAGCAGCUGCCCAUUCUGAGCUCAGGGCAGCCUCUUCAACCAUUAUCGGCCUAACCUGGCUUGUCAGGAAACCUACCCUGCCCCUCCAGAUUGGGCCUGGCUGCUCUGUUCUGUACCAAGUACUGGAGAAUAGUGUCAAGUUCAUAGUAGCCCUGGUAGUUCCUAGAUUCCCAUCCUCUCCCUGCAGAGGUCAAACCAACUCUUUGUCUGUGGCCACAACAUGCAUUUACAGCAGCACAGUGAGGGGCUUUGAACCUGGCUGGCCCGGGAAAGCAGUAGGGGUGGAUAGAGCUGUCUUUCCUUCUGGGCUGUCUCCGUCUGUCCCUACCCUUUACAUGCCCCACCC
Molecule: messenger RNA, 7342 nt
Organism: Mirounga angustirostris (Northern elephant seal)
Lineage: Eukaryota; Metazoa; Chordata; Mammalia; Carnivora; Phocidae
Gene: RNF10
Product: ring finger protein 10
Exons: 16
Coding region: 453-2783 (776 amino acids)
Biological process (GO): positive regulation of myelination; positive regulation of transcription by RNA polymerase II
Molecular function (GO): transcription cis-regulatory region binding
Source: RefSeq, a predicted model, not a curated record